Penicillium brasilianum is the source of this 939-nucleotide messenger RNA. The record is from the annotation of a GenBank genome assembly. Lineage: Eukaryota; Fungi; Ascomycota; Eurotiomycetes; Eurotiales; Aspergillaceae.
AUGAAUCCAGAGAAUUGGGAAUCUCCAGAGAAAGUAAUCGAUCUCGUACUGGAAAAGUGGAGCCGGCGAUAUGUUUUCCACUAUCCCGAGCCCGGUAUUUCAUUCACUUACUCUGACUGGAAAGCCGGGCGCAAUAAUGGUCGAGCCAUCCUACCGAAGUAUGAUAACUUGUCCUCGGAUCAUGCACGCCCUCAAGACCCAGACCAUCAGUACUACUCUAUCUCAUUACAGGAGAUAUUUAACACCGAAGGUCUCCAGAUCAUCGUGCAGGUGACAAGUAUUGACCUCACGCCUGAUCGCCCAACUUACUCUGGCGACCGGGAAUUCAAUGUUGCUGGUAUGCUCAAUGAGCACAUCGUCGCAAGUGCGGUCUAUUACUACGAUGUACAGAAUAUCGAUGGUGCCAAGAUCUCCUUUGAACUGGAGGCAGUCAUUGAUAAUCUGUCCUUCAAUGUCGAUAAUGAAAACUUCAUCAACAAUGUCUGGAAUAUCCCGCACUGCGACAUCCCCGAGGAAGACGAGCCCUGGCAUUUUCCACAGGCACUGCAGACCCUGGGUGCUAUCAACAUCUCAUCUGGAAAAUUUCUGGCAUGGCCGAAUACUCUGCGGUCUACAGCUGAAUCAUUCAAUUUGGAUAACCCUUCCUGUCCGGGAUAUUUGCGUUUUGUCACUCUAUGGUUGGUGGAUCCCCAUUAUCGCAUUUGUUCCACACGGAACGUUCCACCACAACGAGGCGACUGGGCUGCACCCCCUUCCGAGGCCUCAAGUGAGAAUGGAGAGGGACAAUUUAUGAGCACAGAACAAGCGGAAGAAGUGCAUGCAAGGACGACGUCUGAGAGAACGUCAGCCAUAGAGAAGCUUAACAACCUUCUCCGUGCUGCUUUUGACUACACUUUUGAGGAUCGCUAUAUGUAUAAUAAGUUCCAGAUUUUCGUAUAG